Molecule: messenger RNA, 6644 nt
Organism: Choloepus didactylus (southern two-toed sloth)
Lineage: Eukaryota; Metazoa; Chordata; Mammalia; Pilosa; Megalonychidae
Gene: ZNF595
Product: zinc finger protein 595
Exons: 9
Coding region: 2473-4347 (624 amino acids)
Biological process (GO): regulation of transcription by RNA polymerase II
Molecular function (GO): RNA polymerase II cis-regulatory region sequence-specific DNA binding; DNA-binding transcription factor activity
Source: RefSeq, a predicted model, not a curated record
ACCUAUUCCGGGGCCAAAGGAGCCUAUUCGGCCGCAGAAGCUCAUCUCCCCAAACCAUCAAGGGCUUUUUCUCAAAAUCAGUGAACAUGGAAAUUAUCACAUGGUGAUGCCACAUGCGCUACAUCUAUGGAAUGGUUAUAGGAAAUAUCAAGUUGUUUUUGUUUUGUUUCAUUUUUCUUUUGUAGGUUAUUCAGGGAUGAUUUGGUUAUUUGGAACUGUUGUACUCAAAUAUUUGACAUUUCAAAUCUUUGGCAUUGUAGAUGAUAUUUCUGGUCAGUUCUUGUAAAAGUUUUAUUGAUAAGGCUUUGUGAACAAUAGAAUUUCAAAAGGGCUUCAGUAUUUUCCAGUUUAAUCCAAGUUGGUCUUAUCCAGAGAAGACUUUUAUCCCUCCUUGGCAGUUAAUGUCUAGAAAUGGAAGAGAAGAGAGGAUAGCUUUGAGUCUUGAGAUGUUUUGAUAUUGUUUGAGGAGCACAAUGCAGAAUACAAGAGGAAGAAGUGACUAGAAUAGACACUCAGAGGACUGAGAUGUCAGAGAAUUCUGGGAAAAAGAAAGUUACUAAAGGGAGGUUAUGUUCCAAUUCUUCUUUGUUUCCAAAUUAUAUACUGAGACCCAUGGAUUGGAUUUAUUUAUGGGGAAGUCAUUUGAGCUGUUCGCAUGAUGUUUUGAAGAGGAAUCUUUAGUGAUGCUAAUAAAUCAUUUAAAGCAGUGUGAAGAAAUGGUAAAUUGCUCGUGUUGUUUGAUUGUGAAAGCAGGAACAGUGUAUGAGGCAUAAGAGGAAAUUUGUACUGGAACAUUUUGUUUCAAAAUAGAAGAGAAAAUGAGUUAAAGUCAUGAGGGGAUUGAUUGUGAUAAGAUUAGAGGUUGCUGGUAAAGAUUUCAAUUUUAAUCAUUAAUAUGUUUCUGAAGAAAUAGAAAAGACAGGUAUUCAAUUGCAGACAGUCAACUUAAUCAGGGGUAACUUGCCCCUUCAAUGAGAAAGAAUAACUAAUAGAUACCAAUGAUGGAACAAUUGUAGAGAUUUUGGUGCUAAACUGAGGUGAUUUGGCAAAUUACAUCAUUCAUCUGAUUAUUAUGAGUUUAAUCUAUGCACUGAAAUAUGAAAUAUGAGAGUAUGUGAGAUUCAAAAACUAUAGGGCUUGAAAUGAUUAUGUAAUGUGUAAGAAUGAUUCGAUUAUCAAAGUAUAUCUGAAAGCCCUAGAAAUCGUGACUCUGCAUUUCAACCUAAAGCAAUAGCUUAGUAAUGUGCUGUGUCAGAUGCAGUAAUGGACAAGACUGAUAAUCAGAGUCAUUUGGUAAAUGCUCAGAUGCUUAAUGACAGAUAGGGUAAAUACAGGGACAUCAGAAAUAUUGUUCUCAGGAAGUAUAUAAAGCAAAUUAACCUUUAUCAUCAGAGUUAGAAUGAGGAUUAAACUUUUAAAAAUAUGUAAUUCUCCAAGUAUAUUUAAUACAACCAUUUUUUUCUCUGGACUUCAGGUACAAAUGGAUGUUAAUCCUGCCUCUGUUAGUGACACAUUGUCACUAUUUGUACAUGAAAUGCAUGUAGUUAUUAAUGAUUUUUCAGAAGAAAAUUUACAUUAUAUAUAUAUCAGUUCACAUAUUGUAAGUAAUGAAGUUUGGGAUGUUGGAGCUGAUGAUUAACGUAAGAAGAUUUCAGCUACCACGUCACAAAAUUAUCAGACCCAGGAAAUAGAUUUUCUCCCAAAUCUCUUCAUUCUAUAUCUUCUGUGCCUCCUUAUCCUAUGAGGAUUUUGAGAUAUGACAAUGACAUUAUAUACUUCUGCUUUUUCUGUUGCAGGGGAUAUUCAUGAUUAGAUUUGCAUGAUGGGAGCCAUUGAUCCCUCCAAAUUGAUCAAGACAUUGAAUAGGUCAACCCCAUAUUCAUUUGGUUCAUAUCCAAAUCCUUUGGGCUGAGAUCUGGAACUGAAUGUUGAGGGUGUUAUAUUGUUAUACAUGAUAUGUGAAACAACCAAUAUCAUUUAGGACAAGUAUACCUAGAAGGGUAAGUGCCAGUUAAAGCAGGGAAGGAGAUUUCAGGGUACAGAAAUGGAUGUUGGAGAACCAAUGCUAGUGUAUCAACCAAGAGUUUCUGUAUUUGGUAAUCAGGGAGGAAAUUAAAAGUCUCUGAACACCAAGGAAUAAUUAAUACUGCAAUUCAGUGAUUUUUAUUUUCUUAUCUAUAAAAUCAAGAUGUCCAUGUCUUCAUUAUGUGCUAGAGAAGCCAGGAACUCCUAUGUCUUCACCUUGGGAGAGACCUCCCCAUAUUGCUCUUGGAGCACACUCCAUGUUCCUGUUGAUUGGCCUGGGUUUACUCCCAGGUAAAGGGUUUGGAUUCAUGACAUGUGAGUUGGGAAAUUGUGAUCAGAACGUGAGUCUGAAGGCUUCUAUCUCCUUUCUCAGCCUUGCUGAUCUUCUCUUUGUCUCAUUUUGAGUGAAAAUCCAGAGAAGGACAUUUGUCAGCUGAGCUAUUGACAAUGCAACCACAGGAGUUAAUGACCUUCAAAGAUAUUGCUAUAUACUUCACCCAAGAAGAGUGGGCACUGCUAGACGCAUCCCAGAGACAGCUGUUCAGAGAAGUGAUGCUGGAGAAUAUCGAUCACCUGAUCUCCGUAGGUAUCUCCCUCCAAACUGGAUGUCAGGUCUGCACAUCAGAAGUGCUUUCCCAGUUGUCACAAGGAAAGGAAGUAUGGACAGAAGAAAUGGGAUCUCUCCAAACCCAGAGUCCAGGCAGGAGAAGUGAGUAUAAAAAGCAAGAAAUGACAUUCAUGCACCUUGCCUGCAGGAAAGACAAUUCUUACAUCGUGUUAUUGCAGAUAUUUCACACUCAAAACAAUUCCUUUCAAUGUAAUUACUUGCAAGAAGAUUCCACUCUCAGAUCCACAGUGACUCCAAAUGCAUCGACUCCCAUGAGAAAGAAACGAUAUUUAAGCAAACGACUUCAAAAAGUCCUCAGUGAUCAGUCAUCUUUUCAAUACAAUGGAACUCAAACUGGAAAUAAACCAUAUGAAUGCCUUCUAUAUGGGAAAACCUCCAUUAGACCUAUUCAACUUAGACACCAUGAAGAAACUCACACUGGAGAGAAAUCCUAUGAAUGUCAUCUAUGUGGGAAAGCCUUCAGUCAAUAUUCCAGACUUAGACGACAUGAAAAAGCGCACACUAUUGAGAAAACCCUUAAAUGCCAUCUAUGUGGAAAAGCCUUCAGUCAAAAUUUUCAGCUUAAACGGCAUGAGAGAACUCACACUGGAGAGAAACCUCAUGAAUGCCAUCUAUGUGGAAAAGCCUUCAGUAAAAAGUUUAAUCUUAGACGACAUGAGAGAACUCACACUGGAGAGAAACCGCAUGAAUGCCAUCUAUGUGGGAAAACCUUCAGUCAACAUUCUAGUCUUAGAAAACAUGGGAGAACUCACACUGGAGAGAAAUCCUACAGAUGUCGUCUAUGUGGUAAAACCUAUUCUCAAUAUUAUCGUCUUAGUGUACAUGAGAGAAUACACACUGGAGAGGAACUCUAUGACUGCCAUACAUGUGGGAAAGUCUUCAUUAAUUGUUCUAAACUCAAACAACAUGAGAGAACUCACAGUGGAGACAAACCCCAUAAAUGCCAUCUAUGUGAGAAAGCCUUCAGUAGCCAUUAUAGUCUUACAAUACAUGAGAGAACCCACACUGGAGAGAAACCCUAUGAAUGCCAAACCUGUGGAAAAACCUUCAGACAUUAUUCUGAUUUUAGAAAACAUGAGAGAACACACACUGGAGAGAAACCCUAUGAAUGCCAUACCUGUGGGAAAGCCUUCAAUUAUUGUUCUGUCCUAAGAGAACAUGAGACAACUCACACUGGAGAGAAACCCUAUGAAUGCCAAACCUGUGGGAAAACCUUCAGAUAUAAUUCUUAUUUUAGAGUUCAUAAGAGAACACACACUGGAGAGAAACCCUAUCAAUGCCAUAUCUGUGGGAAAGCCUUUAAUAAUUCUUCUGUCCUACUAAAACACAAGAGAACUCAUAGUCAAGAGAAACCCUAUAAAUGCCAUACCUGUGGGAAAGCCUUCAGUCAAUGUUGUUAUCUGAGAAAACAUGAGAGAACACACACUGGAAAGAAACCCCAUGCAUGCCAUACCUGUGGGAAAGCCUUCAGUGAUUCUUCAUAUCUUAGACAGCAUGAGAGAACUCACAGUGGAGAGAAACCCUAUGAAUGCCAAACCUGUAGGAAGACCUUCAGUCAAUAUUGUUGUCUCAGAGAACAUGAGAGAACGCACACUGGAGAGAAACCCUAUGAAUGUCAUCUAUGUGGGAAAGCUUUCGCUCAACGUAGUAGCCUCAGGCAACAUAAGAGAACACAUAGUGGACAGAGGCCAUAAGAAUGUAAUCUAUAUGGGAAAUCUUAAUUUUUAUAUUCUUAGACAACAUGAAAUUACUCAAACUUGAGAGGAAUUCAGUGAGUGUCAUCAAUGUGGGAAAGCUUUCAGUCAAUAUUAUGACCUUAGAUGAUAUGAGAGGAUUCACACUACACAUAUUUUGAAUAUGGAAGAUAUUUCCGACAUAGCUUUAACCUUUAAACACACCAGAGAGCUCACAUACUUAAGAAAUACUGUUUGUAAUCUAGGUACCUUUAGCCACCCGUAGUAUUUCAGUUAACAUAAGGAAUUUCAUACAGGAGAGAAUCUCUAUGAAUGUCAUCUAUGUAGAAAACCCUUAAUGGAUGGUUUGAUAUGUUAUGUGAGAGAACUCAUAAUAUAAAUCUAAUGGAAGUGGAGGGUCCUCAUCUACCACUCUAACUGAUAAGCAAGCCAGAGAAAUUACAUGUGAGGAAUUCUAUGUACUCAAUGUAGAAGUGCCUUAAUUUGUAAUUCAUCCUUUAAGUAAAAUAAGUGGUCUCUGUAGGAAUGAAACAUUAAGUCUGUAAUUACUAUGCACUAUCAUUCAGUGAAAAACAAGCCUUAAUGUGCUAAAAAAUACUUGAUUUAGGAAUAACCAUGAAAACAUGAAAUAAGAUGGGAAAAUCAUGAAAACAUGAAGUAAGAGGGAAAAGUCUUUAUUAGGAGGAUUGUGCCCCUUUGGAGAGAUACAGAAAUUUCAUGAUGUGGAAUGUAUUUAAUCUAAAUUCAGGGGAAAUUAUUUACUUAGAAAUUUAGGUGGUUGUGUUCAUGAGUUAUUGUGUCUCAGUGAGGGAUAGUGUUUGAAGGGAUUGGGCAAAUUAUUGGAUAUUUGGUGGCUGAGUUAUGGAGAUAACUGGUGGAAAUACUAUUGGUGAGGGGAUAGAAUGUGAAUCCUGUCAUUUUGGAGUCUUCUAGGGUAAAUGAAUAUACUUCUGUUAUUGCCUCCAAUGGAUCAGUAAUGGGCAUUUUUUUUUUGGUCAGUGAUUAAAUAUCUGAAGUGUAGGAACAGAUAUGUUUGUUUUUGAUCUUAGAGGGAACAGAACUUCAUCUUGGUAACAAUAUUUAUCAGUGGGUGAGAGGGUUCUGCACACAGUACUUGGCUGAGUCAAGCAGAGGUCCAGAUAAUUCCCAUUUCCCCUUACUAAUGGCCCAUUAGGGAGUAUCACUCAGAACACACUGAAAGAAUCAUCUUAAUAACCAAAGAGGUCCCAAAAUGUACAGGGACCAUAGGCAAUGCUGUCAUGAUGGUCCAGAUGUGGGAAUCCAGUCCUAGACAUUAAUUUUGGAAAAGUAUGAUACAGAGCAUGCAUAUAUGAAAACUUUUCAGCUAACUUCAUAAUUUUAAGAGAUUGCUGAAUUUUUUGCUACUAAAAUUGGGGACACCAGAAGUAUUUCUGUUCUCAUCACUAAACCUUAUGUUUUAUGAAAUAUCAAAAAACUGACAGCUUUACCCUAAAAAGAGAGCAAGAAAAGGAUUUUUUUCUCAUAAUUUCCAUUAUUUAUGGACAUAGUGGUGGACUUAUGUAGUGUAAUAAGUCAAAGAGUGGAAAGAAAAAGCAGAAAACUUGGGGAAAAAACAAAACUUUUUGUUUGCAGAUGACAUGUUUUGGUAUAUAGAAACUAUUAAAUUUGCAAAAGAAAACUAGAGGCCAUUAUUACUUUUAGGAAUGCCACAGUGUCUGAAAUAAAAAUAAAAGUCAAUUUUUGUAUGUUAGAAGUUUAUUAGGAGAGUUAAUCCAUGUUCCUGGUCCCAGAAUUUCAUGUCCUCAGAAUUUGCAUGUCCAGAUCAGUGGUGUAUCCACCUUCAGUGGACACUGUCAUGGGAAAUUCAGCAAUUUCUUGGGUGUCACUGAGAUUGAGUCCAUUAUCCUCAUCUUCCAGGAAGUGAUCAUUCUCAGCCUCUCCCAACAGGAUCUCCAGCCUCAUAGGUUGUUAAAAGCAGUUUAGUGUAUCCCUCAUUGACUGUGUCACUUCAAAGAUACCCUUCCCAAUAAGACCCUCGCCAUACAGUGUCUUUCCACACCAUGAGUUGUUUCCAAAGGUCCCUUUGUUAAAAUAGGGAAUUGAUUCUGCAAUUGCAUUCUAUCUACAAAUUUAACCAGACUGCUAAGCCAUUGAUCACUUCAGCCAUGAGGGAGUAAACAUGUACAUGGGGGUUGUGAUGGUUAGGUUUAUGUGUCAAUUUGGCCAGGAGAUGGUACCCAGGUGUCUGGUCAAGCAAGCACUGGCCUACUGUUACUGCUAGGACAUUUGAGGCUGGUUAAUAAACCAGAGGCUGG